This is a messenger RNA of Pungitius pungitius (ninespine stickleback), 2399 nucleotides long. RefSeq names its product SPNS lysolipid transporter 1, lysophospholipid (gene spns1). Gene Ontology annotation, cellular component: membrane. Gene Ontology annotation, molecular function: transmembrane transporter activity. The record is from RefSeq and is a predicted model, not a curated record. NCBI's taxonomy places the organism in Eukaryota, Metazoa, Chordata, Actinopteri, Perciformes, Gasterosteidae. The coding region runs from base 217 to 1731 and encodes 504 amino acids. The transcript is spliced from 13 exons. Gene Ontology annotation, biological process: transmembrane transport.
UCAUGUGAGUGACGGGGCGGAAGUUCAGUCAGAUCCAACAUGGCGGCGAUGCUGCACAAUUGUCAUCGCUGAAGUAAACAUUCACUUUAUUUUUAAUACGUGGUUCACGUGUAAACGUUUUUAUUUGUAUUAACGUCGCCAUGGAUUCGCAGUGACGGUUUUUCGACGGUUCGACGUAACGAAGAAGAGAGGAGCGUCCUCAACUCAGCGGCGGCCAUGUCUCUGGGAGAGACCGCGUCGGAGUCGGCGCCCUUCUUCUCCGAGGACAGCGGGGGGGAGGAGCCGGGCGGCGGCGCCGUGGCCCGGCGGGCGCAGGAGGAGCCGCCCAGCGGCGUGUCCAGUGUCCGGGCGCUGCUCACCGUCCUCAUCCUCUGUUACAUCAACCUGCUCAACUACAUGGACCGCUUCACCGUGGCAGGUGUUCUCCCUGACAUCGAGCAGUACUUCGGUAUCGAUGACGGGAAGUCCGGCCUCCUCCAAACGGUUUUCAUCUGCAGCUACAUGUUCCUGGCUCCGGCCUUCGGUUACCUCGGCGACCGCUACAACAGGAAGGUCAUCAUGAGCUUCGGCAUCAUGUUCUGGUCCGUGGUGACGCUCGCCAGCUCCUACACCCCCAAAGAGCACUUCUGGGCCCUGCUGCUGACCCGAGGUCUGGUGGGGGUCGGGGAGGCCAGUUACUCCACCAUCGCCCCCACCAUCAUCGCCGACCUGUACGUGAAGGAGCAGCGGACCAACAUGCUCUCUGUGUUCUACUUCGCCAUCCCAGUCGGCAGCGGCCUCGGGUACAUCGUGGGGUCACAGGUCGGCGGCGCGGCGCAGGACUGGCACUGGGCUCUACGGGUGACUCCCGGUCUGGGUCUGAUCGCCGUGCUGCUGCUGCUCUUCGUGGUCAAGGAGCCAAUCAGAGGAGCCAUUGAAGACCAGCCGGAGAACCACACGCAGCGCACCAGCUGGCUGGCAGACCUGCAGGCUCUCAGCAAGAACUACAGCUUCGUGCUGUCCACCUUCGGCUUCACGGCCGUGGCGUUCGUCACCGGCUCCCUGGCGCUGUGGGCGCCGACGUUCCUUUUCAGAGCUGCUGUCUUCACCGGCGAGAGGCCCCCCUGCGUGGAGGGGAACUGCGCCUCCUCAGACAGUUUGAUCUUCGGGGUCAUCACCUGCGUGACAGGUGUUCUGGGCGUGGCCAGCGGCGUGCAGGUGAGCCGGCAGCUGAGGAUGAGGACGGGCCGAGCCGACCCGCUGGUCUGCGCCGCCGGGCUGCUGCUCUCGGCGCCGUUCCUCUACCUCGCCAUCGUGUUCGCCCAGGCCAGCACCACCGCCACAUACGUCUUCAUCUUCCUCGGCGAGACCUUCCUCUCCAUGAACUGGGCCAUCGUGGCUGACAUCCUGCUGUACGUCGUCGUUCCGACGCGUCGAUCCACAGCCGAAGCUUUUCAGAUCGUCAUCUCGCACCUGCUGGGAGACGCAGGCAGUCCCUACAUGAUCGGAGUGGUGUCAGACUCCCUGAGGAGGACGGACUCCUUCCUCUGGCAGUUCCGCUCGCUGCAGCUCUCCCUGCUGCUCUGCUCCUUUGUGGCCGUGGUGGGAGGCGGCUUCUUCCUCGCCACCGCGCUCUUCAUCGAGGGAGACCGGGACCGGGCAAAGAACCACGCCCCCCCAGAGGACGAGCCCAUCGUGGUCCCUCAGAGUGGACGCUCCACCCGGGUUCCGGUGUCCAGUGUUCUGAUCUGAGUUCAGUCCGGCGCUCGGAUCCCUUUCUUUUCUGGAUAUUUUUACAUUUUCUGCUUUUUUCUUCUUCAAUAAUUCUAAAGCGAGAACUUAAGGGAAGUUUUUAUUUUUAUUUUUGGAGCAGAUGACAGAGACUCGUGAUCCUGCUGCUCUGAGAUCAGCUGGAUCCUCCACCUCAUUUCAUUUUAUAUUCAGCUGAAGCGUUAUUAUUAUUAUUAUUAUUAUUAUUAUUAUCCAUAAUCCUGUGUUUUAUGUUUGAAUUAAAACACUAACAGACACAAAGAGAAGAGAAUCUUUAUCUCUUUCAUGAGGAAAACUUGUUCAUACUUGUUUUGUUAAAGAAAAUUAAAAAAGAAUUAACUUGUUACACUUUGUGGAAAUGGUUUAAUACAAAGGAAAAAUUCUUUAAGCAUCAUUGAAGUAUUAUUAUGGUUAUUACAUAAUUUACUUUAAUUUGUUCUACAUGAAUUGAAUGUAAAAAUAAAAGCACUGCAAAACUAAAAUGAUAAUUGAUAACAAUUAGUAGUAGUUUUAUUAUCCUCAUCAGAGUUUAAACUGAUGCAAUUAGAUUUAAUAUGUUGGUACAAAGAAACAUGAGCUAACGCAGAUUAAAAUCUAUGUAAUAUUGUAUCACUACUUUUAUAACUACUAUUAUUAAAAACGAGACAUUU